Messenger RNA from Phragmites australis (common reed), 528 nucleotides. RefSeq names its product glycine-rich cell wall structural protein-like. The record is from RefSeq and is a predicted model, not a curated record. Lineage: Eukaryota; Viridiplantae; Streptophyta; Magnoliopsida; Poales; Poaceae. The transcript has a single exon. The coding region runs from base 1 to 528 and encodes 175 amino acids.
AUGGCGGCGAGGCAGCAUGGGAGUAGGGUGGGGCGGGGCGUGGCGGCCAGGCUACGAUGCAAGGUGGCAUGGUGGCACGAUGGUGGGGUAUUGAGGCCGGGGGCGAGGCCACUGGGCGGCGGGACGGGGUGGGACGGGGCAGCACAGCGGUGUGGCGGGCAGUUGGGUAGCAAGGCAAGGAUGCCAGGGGCGGGGCGGCAAGGUGGGUGGGAUGAGGUGGCCGGGGACCGGGGGCAGGGUGGCCGAGCGACGGGGCAAGGCAGGGCUAGGCGACCAGGCAACAGGGUGGGAAAGACGGGGGCGGGGCUGCCGGGUGGCGGGGUGACCGGGCGGCGAGGCAAGGAGGCUGGGGGCAGGGCAUCAUGGGGAUCAGAUGGGGAGGGGAUGGAUAGUUCGUACCCAUUCCGGCCCACCGUGUCGAGGCGUCGGCCCAGGCACGGCCAGGCUAGCCAUGCAAUGCCAGCCCGGCCCAUCUAUCCUUGUGCCUGGGUCGUGCCUACAAUGUCGUGCCUCGGGCUGGCACAGUAA